AUGCGCGAUUUUGAGUGCUUACCCGACUUGCCCGACUUCACCCCUUCGGAGUUGCAUGCCGCCGACCGCACGACGAAGUAUCUAGUUACGCGUCGCUUCACGAUUGCUGAGGCGGACCACUCUCCUGGAGUCGGAUACACUGAUGUUCAUAUGCGGGAACACCACCAAGGCGACACGAACACGUUCACUACGCGUAUACCUGCAGACGAUGUGCGCUCCGACGAAUCAACUCUCACCGCGGCCAUCAUCUUACCCGACCCUUCGGAUCCACGCGCGGCCGGCAGUGUCCUCGAACCCUCUUCAAGAGAAAUUACCCAGGAUUCCAAUGGGUUACGUGUCUAUCCGCCCAACCCUUACGCACUCUCUCGAGCUUGGUGCAAGUCCCUCAGCGCUUCUGACAUGAUUGGGCCUAUCUGGUGGCACCAUUUCGGCCUGCAUAUAGUCUGCACAAACCAUAUGGCUGACGUCCACUCACUAUACAGGUGUGAAGUGCAAUUCGACUACAGACUGCGUCAGCGCCGCCAAAAAGGUGCGGCUUCUCGUUCCGACUCCUUCCUAUCGGCGAACAACAAGGUCAUCACUGCAGACCGCGACGCAGGUAACGCAGCGAGGAUCCGUGCGUUCUUACUCUUAUCUCUUUGA
Messenger RNA from Peniophora sp. CBMAI 1063, 642 nucleotides. Lineage: Eukaryota; Fungi; Basidiomycota; Agaricomycetes; Russulales; Peniophoraceae. The record is from the annotation of a GenBank genome assembly.